GAAAUCAUUUGAAGCAAACUUGUUUUGUCUGCUACCGCUGCAAGCAUUUUGCUUUCCCGACCUGUGCCUAGGAGAUAUGGCUGACGUUGCUUUAGCUAUGGGAAGCUCUGUCCUCUCGGCUUUCCUUCAAGUUGUAUUUGAUAGGAUGGCUACAAAAGAGUUUUUGAAUCUAUUUCGGGGAAGAGAGAAUGACGGAGAACUCCUCGAGAAACUCAAACUGAACUUACAAAUAGUUGGAGAUGUGCUUGAUGAUGCAGAGAACAAGCAAACAAGCAGCCUAGCUGUCAAAGGAUGGCUAAAUAAGCUUCAUGACACUAUCUACGAGGCAGAUGACUUGCUUGAUGAGAUCAACACUGAGGCACUACGACUGAAGGUUGAAGCUAAAUGCCAUAACUCGACCAGUCAGGUAAGUGCUUUGAAUUACAGCUCAUCUUUCAGUAAUGAUUUCCUUGGGAAGAUGAUGCCACAGAUAGAAAAAAUGGUUGCUAGAUUGGAUUGGUUCAUACAACAAAUUAACCCUAUGGGUUUGCGAGUUAUUGAACCAAAAAGGCAAUCCUGUCGAACUCCUUCAACUUCUUUGGUUGAUGAGGCCACAGUGUAUGGUAGAGAUGCUGAUAAGGAGAAGAUAAUUAAAAUGUUGCUAUCUGAGAGUGCAAAUGGAGUCAAUUUCACUGUGAUUUCUGUAGUGGGACUUGGGGGAAUUGGUAAGACCACUCUUGCUCAAUUGAUUUACAAAGAUAAGAGGGUGCAAAAUCACUUUCCUACAAAAGCAUGGGUUUGCAUAUCAGAAGAUUAUGAUGCUGCCAGGAUAACGAAAGAACUUCUUGGGGAGCUCGGUAUUCCAUUUUCUGAUAUGGGCGAGAAUUUGAAUUCCCUUCAAAUGAAGUUACAAUUGGGGCUAACUCAGAAAAAGUUUCUUCUCGUUUUAGAUGAUUUUUGGAAUCGGGACUACAGUGACUGGGAUAGAUUCAAGGUGCUAUUCACAGGUGCAAUGCAAGGAAGUAAGAUCAUUGUAACUACACGUGAUGAGAAAAUUGCAUUAAUGAUGUGUAAAAAAGAGUCAAUUUAUUCCUUGGAUUUGAUAGCAGAGGAAGAUUGCUGCUCCUUAUUUGAAAAGCAUGCCUUUGAAAAUAUAGAUGGAGAUCAAAGACUAGAACUUGAAGAUAUAGGAAAGAAAAUUGUGAAGAAGUGUGCAAGGUUGCCUUUGGCUGUGAAAACAGUUGCAGGUCUCUUGCGUUCAAAAACAACGGCUGAAGAGUGGGAAGAUAUUUUAGUAAGUGAAGUAUGGACUCAAACAGACAAUGAAGAUGACAUCUUGCCAGCGUUGAGAUUGAGCUACAGUCAUCUUCCAUCUCGUCUUAAGAGGUGCUUUGCAUGUUGUGCUGUAUUUCAUAAGGAUUUCCAGUUUAAAAAAGAGGAAAUAAUUCAUUUAUGGCAAGCUAAUGAUCUUUUGGAGCCUCCAGGAGAAAACAGGGGAAUUGAACAAAUCGGUGAAGAGUACUUACGUGAGUUGAGGUUGAGGUCCUUACUUGAGCAGUCAACUAACGGUUUGUUUUCGAUGCACGACCUUGUCAAUGACUUGGCCAUAGCUGUUUCUAGAAGGUACUGUUACAGGCUGGAAGAUAAUGACCCGGAACAUGGUAAAAUAGGCAGCAUAAGUUACUUUUCAUACCAUCCUAGUAGUUUUCAUGACACAUUUCAUAAAUUUGAACUCUUGAGGGAGACCAAGAACUUGAGAACAUUUUUACCAUUAAGUAAACGACGUGGCGGAAAAGGAUUGAGCCACAAAUUUUUGCAUGAAAUGUUGCCCAAAUUCAGGUCCUUAAGGUUUCUGUCGUUGUUGUUCUAUAAAAUCCAUAAGUUGCCCGACUCAAUUAGUGAUUUGAAACACCUUCGUUUGCUGAAUCUCUCUUCUACUCCUUUGGAAACCCUACCAGAGUGUAUCUGCGCCUUAUAUAACCUCCAAACAUUGUUGUUGUCAGAUUGUGAGAAACUGGAAGAGUUGCCGGUAAGUUUGGCGAAGUUAAUUAACUUGUCUUACCUGGAUAUUAGUGGAACUCCGUUGAAAAAAAUGCCACUGUAUAUGAGUAGACUGAGAAACCUUCGAGUUUUGACUAAUUUUAUAGUAGGCAAGGACAGCGGUUCAAUGAUUGAGGAGUUGGGCAAAUUUCCUAAGCUUCGUGGUAGGCUCUUCAUUUCAAAGCUGGAAAAUGUUUGUAGUGGUAGGGAUGCAUCGAUGGCGAAUCUAAAGGGCAAGAAACACCUUGACGAGUUAACUUUGGAGUGGAAUGGUGCUAUCAAUGAUUCGCAAGCUGUGAGAGAUGUGCUUGAUAAUUUACAACCUCAUUCAAGCAUAAAGCAUCUCAAGAUCAUAGGGUAUGGCGGGACAACAUUUCCAGAUUGGCUAGGCAACUCUUCGUUAAGCCAUUUGGAAUCGUUGAGUCUUUCUAAUUGUGAAAAUUGUUUUUCCUUGCCUGCACUUGGGCAGCUAGAGUCCUUGCAAUCACUUGAAAUUUUUGGGAUGGAUCAUAUAUCAGAUUUGGCGGAGGAUUUUUAUGGAGACAUCAGUGCAACCAAACCAUUCCCAUCUCUGAAAAAGUUGAGAAUCGAGAAGUUGCCAGAGUGGGAGAGAUGGUACAUACCAGAAGGUGAAGUCUUCAAUAGACUCAAAAAACUCAGUAUAAUUGACUGUCCCAAACUAAUUGGAGAGCUUCCCCAACAACUUGCAUCGCUGCAAAGCCUUGAGAUAUCUGGGUGCGACAAUCUUGUGUGUCCCAGUGGUCGAUUGAGCAUCUUCAAUGAAGAGAUUCGACAAAAGUUUUCAUCUCUCCGUGAAUUGAAGAUUUCAGCGCUAAAAAAUUUGACGGAGUUGCCCCUACAGCUCAACCAAUUAUUCCGACUUACGGUUGAUGAUUGUGGGUCUCUCUUACCCUCGCACGUGAGUAGACUGCCUGCUUCACUUUAUUCACUUGAGUACAAGGGAUGCUGCAAUUUGGAAUUGGAGAGUUCAAGCGGGGAGGAUGGUGGCGCCUUGGAGCGCUUGAUAUUAGAAAAUUGUGACACUGUCAAAGUCAAAGUCGAGUGGCUUGCCUCGUUUCCCAUGCUAAAACGUGUUCAAUUUUAUAAAUGCAAGAGUGUUGAGAUGCUCUCAGUUCCUGCUGCACCUGCACCUGGGAUUGGGAAUCAGAGUGGCAUGACAACAACUACUACAACUAGUAGUACUAGCAGUGUGAUGGCGUCACUUCAACACUUACACAUCUCGGGCUGCGAUGAUCUUAUGUCUUUUCGAGCCCCCAGUCUAACGGAGCUUUAUAUCCUGGAUUGCGAGAAGCUCACGUCACUGCCGCAACGGAUGGAAUCCCUCCUCCCAUCUCUUCGAUAUCUGUAUUUAGGCAAUUGUCCAGAAAUUGAGUGCUUCCCGGAAGGGGGUUUGCCCUCCACCCUACAAGCCCUUAAAAUCUUCGGUUGCAAGAAGCUCGUGAGUCGCAGGAGAGAGUGGGGUUUGGAGAAACUCCCCUCUCUCACGGAAUCGGUCAUUAGCGGUCCCUGUGAUGAAGUAGAGUCGUUUCCAGAGGAGGACUGGCUGUUGCCUUGCACGCUUCAAUAUCUCCACUUGAACUACCUUCAGAAUCUGAAAGUGCUAAACUAUUCGGCUCUUCGACACCUCACCUCUCUUCAAAAUCUAGGCUUCAAUGAUUGCCCACGACUCCAGUCCCUACCAGAAGAGGGACUGCCGGCCUCCCUCACUGAACUACGUUUCUCCAAAUGCCCGCUGCUGAAACCAAGGUUAGAAUGGGAGAAAGGACAAGACUGGCCCAAGGUUGCCCACAUCCCCUGCGUAAAAGUCGAUGGGCAGCUAAUUCCUUGACGAUGACGCUGGUUACUGUGCGAAUUGCCUGUUGUGUAUAACUAGGAUGUGUUGAAUGUUGUGUACAACUAGGAUGUGUUGAAAGGACAGUUGAGAUUCCAAUCAAGUAGGCCACCAACUCAGGCAGACAAAUGCUUUCCUCGGUAACUGUGCAACUGCUGAUGAAGAAAAAAAACCUUCAAUUUUCUAUAAGGAAUUGCUCUCUUCCAGUCCUCGAAGGUUGCUUUCAUCUUUAGCCAUUGAAGAUUGGGGCUAGUGACCUCCCUUUUUAUGCUAGAGACCAAGAACUAACUAAUUGCUGACAUUAUGUUUGGAGUAGAGAAGAAGAAGAUUGGCGCAAGAGGGAGGAUUUCCAGCCCCCUAUCUAUAGUAGAUUACUCUCAUCAAGUGCCUCCUGCCAAAAAGGAUAAAUCCCUCCUCCCACCUCUUUGAUAUCUGAAACUAGACAAAUAGUGCUUCCUAGAAGGUCGUUUGCCUUCUAGCCUACAUUAUCUUGAGAUCACCUAUUGCAAAGAGCUCAUGAGUUACCGGAGGGAGUGGGGUUUGGAGAAGUUGCCUCUCACACACUUGAGCAUUGGUGGUAGCUUUGUAGAGUUGUGCAGGAGGACUGUCGCCUUGCUUGAAUCUCUUGGAUUAUGGAUCCUUAAGAAUCUGAACAUGCUAAACUAUUCAGGUCUUUGACACCUUACUAUUUUCUUUAAAAGCUAACAAUCAUGACCUGUACUCCACUCCAAUCCCUACUAGAAGAGGGACUUCCAACCUCCCUGGAAAUCUUUGACUGCCCAUUGCUGAAACCAAAGUUGGAAUGGGAGAAAUGAUAAGACUGGCCCGAGAUUAGAGACAUCCCUACACAGUAGUUGAUCAAGAAUUAAUCCCUUCACAAAAACGCUAGAAGUGUGAGGGAUCCCACAGUUACUAGACCUCCAUCAUCUCUUUGGAUUAAGGAUUGCACUCUCCCAUCUAGGGAAUACAGCUCGUUAUUGCUUUCAGCUUCAGCCAUUGCCAGAAGAGGGUCUACCUACCUGCUUUUUAUGGCAGAAAUAAAAAACUGCCCACAUUGAUGACACUACAGGGUAGAAGAUGAUUGGUGCAAUAUAGCUGACAAUUCAUGGAUGCCAAUGAUGUAUUUAUUCUGUGAUCAGUUAUGCACUCACAAUUUCUCUGAAGAAGUACAUAUUGCAAGGGAUUCAAUUUGCUGCUUGGAAAGAUGCAAUCCCUUCUCGUGCAUUAAUGUUCAAAAGUGUGGCAGCAUCCUGUAGCUGAGAGCUUUUGUAGCUCAGUGUUGCCUCCAGACUACAAACAUAUCCUUUUGAUGGUGGAUAUCCUGAAUUUCCCCUCUCGUUGGGAAUGCAAGAUUAGUGGCACCGUGGAAGAAGAGUCACUUUCAAAAUACUGGCUGCUGUCUUGCACACUGCACAGGUACAAUCUUUCACUUGGAGCAGCACAAGAGCUGAAGAACAACGACCUACAAGCAUCAUCAACACUUCACAGAUCUUGAAGAGAUGGAAAUAGCUGACUGCUCUCAGCACUAGUUGCUACAAAAAGAGUGGUUGGCAACUUCCAUUCUUCCAUUAUGCAUGUAAAAUGUGGUAUUCAUUGCUCAAAUCACUAUGUAAGGGCAGAAUGGGAGGGGGAAGACUGGCCCCAAGGUUUCUAAUGUAAACUUCAUAGCUUUAGAUAGUGAACUAAUUCGACAUAGAAUCUUGCUUAUCACUUGAUCGACCCUGAGGGUCUAAAGGUACCUUCCUCUGUCAGAUUCAUUUUCUUGGAACGCUCUAAUGCCUAAAAUCACAGGAGUGUCAUUUCCUGUGCAUAUGAUCCCAGCUUCCUGCUGAAAAUCUUCUCAA
This is a messenger RNA of Coffea eugenioides, 5715 nucleotides long. RefSeq names its product putative disease resistance RPP13-like protein 1. The coding region runs from base 77 to 3868 and encodes 1263 amino acids. The record is from RefSeq and is a predicted model, not a curated record. The transcript is spliced from 8 exons. Gene Ontology annotation, molecular function: ADP binding. Lineage: Eukaryota; Viridiplantae; Streptophyta; Magnoliopsida; Gentianales; Rubiaceae. Gene Ontology annotation, biological process: defense response to other organism.